This is a messenger RNA of Condylura cristata (star-nosed mole), 2730 nucleotides long. RefSeq names its product collagen, type X, alpha 1 (gene COL10A1). The record is from RefSeq and is a predicted model, not a curated record. The transcript has 2 exons. Gene Ontology annotation, molecular function: protein binding. The coding region runs from base 41 to 2083 and encodes 680 amino acids. NCBI's taxonomy places the organism in Eukaryota, Metazoa, Chordata, Mammalia, Eulipotyphla, Talpidae.
UAUCCUUUUUUUUUUUUUUUUUCAGAAUCCAUCUAAGAACAUGCUGCCACAAAUAGCCUUUUUGCUGCUAAUGUUCCUGAACUUGGUUCAUGGAGGGUUUUAUGCUGAGCGGUACCAAACACCUACAGGCAUAAAAGGCCCACAACCUAACACCAAGACACAAUUCUUCAUUCCCUAUUCCAUAAAGAGCAAAGGUAUACCAGUAAGAGGAGAACAAGGUGUUCCUGGUCCUCCAGGCCCCACUGGACCUCGAGGGCACCCAGGUCCAACUGGACCACCUGGAAAACCAGGCUAUGGAAGUCCUGGGCCCCAAGGAGAGCCAGGGUUACCAGGACCACGGGGACCACCAGCCACUGGGAAGCCAGGUUCACCAGGAUUACCAGGAAAACCAGGGGAGAGAGGACCAUACGGACAAAAAGGAGAUAUUGGACCAGCCGGUUUACCCGGACCACGGGGCCCACCUGGGCCACCUGGGAUACCUGGUCCAGCUGGAAUUUCUGUUUCAGGAAAACCUGGACAACAGGGACCUACAGGAGCCCCAGGACCCAGGGGCUUUCCUGGAGAAAAGGGCCCACCAGGAAUCCCUGGUGCAAAUGGGCAGAAAGGGGAAACAGGACAUGGUGCUCCUGGCCGCCCAGGUGAGAGGGGCCUUCCAGGUCCUCAGGGUCCUGUGGGACCACCUGGCCCCCCUGGAAUGGGAAAAAGAGGUGAAAAUGGGUUUCCAGGACAGCCAGGUAUCAAAGGGGAUAGGGGCAUUCCAGGAGAAAGAGGACCAAUUGGUCCACCAGGCCCCCAAGGUCCUCCUGGGGAACGAGGACGAGAAGGCAUAGGAAAGCAGGGAGCUCCUGGCACCCCAGGCCAGCCAGGAGUUCCAGGAACAAAAGGUUAUCCUGGGGCUCCAGGAGUUGCUGGGCCCCCAGGGGAGCCUGGCUUUGGGAAACCAGGCUUGCCAGGCCAGAAAGGACAAAGAGGACCUGCUGGUCUUCCAGGUGGUCCAGGUGCCAAAGGGGAGCAAGGCCCAGCAGGUCGUCCUGGGGAGCCGGGUCUGCCAGGGCCCCCUGGAAAUAUGGGCCCACAAGGACCAAAGGGCAUCCCAGGAAAUCACGGGAUCCCAGGUUCUAAAGGCAUGACAGGGCCAGCUGGUCCCGCAGGACACCCUGGGGCUAAGGGAGAGAGGGGGCCUUCUGGGUUAGAUGGCAAACCAGGGUACCCAGGAGAACCAGGUCUCCCUGGUCCUAAGGGUAACCCAGGUUUACCAGGCCCAAAAGGUGACCCUGGAGUUGCAGGGCCUUCUGGUCUCCCAGGCCCUGUUGGCCCAGCAGGAGCUAAGGGAGUGCCUGGACACAUUGGUGAGACUGGUCCAAGAGGUGCCCCAGGAAUACCGGGUACUAGAGGCCCCAUUGGGCCACCAGGAAUUCCGGGAUUCCCUGGAUCUAAAGGGGAUACAGGACUUCCAGGUCCUCCUGGUCCAGCUGGCAUAGCAACUAAGGGUCUCAAUGGACCCACUGGGCCACCAGGACCUCCAGGUCCAAGAGGCCACUCUGGAGAGCCAGGUCGCCCGGGGCCCCCUGGGCCUCCUGGUCCCCCAGGCCAAGCAGCUCUGCCUGACAGCUUUGUAAAGGCAGGUCAAAGGCCCAGUCUUUCGGGGAUGCCUCUUGCUAGUGCCAACCAGGGUUUAACAGGAAUGCCAGUGCCUGCUUUCACUGUUAUUCUCUCCAAAGCUUACCCAGCAAUAGGUAGACCAAUUCCAUUUGAUAAAAUUUUGUAUAACAGACAACAGCAUUAUGACCCAAGAACUGGAAUCUUUACUUGCAGGGUUCCAGGAAUAUACUAUUUCUCCUACCAUGUGCAUGUGAAAGGAACCCACAUGUGGGUGGGUCUGUAUAAGAAUGGCACCCCCAUAAUGUAUACCUAUGAUGAAUACAACAAAGGCUAUCUGGACCAGGCUUCAGGGAGUGCCAUAAUUGAGCUCACAGAAAAUGACCAGGUGUGGCUCCAGCUGCCCAAUGCUGAGUCCAAUGGCCUGUACUCCUCAGAGUACGUCCACUCCUCUUUCUCAGGAUUCUUAGUGGCUCCACUGUGAGCAUAUUUCCAAUGAGCUAAUAUAAAAAUCUGCUUGAAAAGGUAUUCAUCCCCCAAUUCCAUCCCGCCCCAAAAUGCAUAUGGAGGUAGGCUAAAAAAAAAAAAAGUAACUAAUUUUAACUAUCUAAAAUACAGAUUUGAGCUUUCAGAUGGAAGUAAUGUCCCCUCGACCCCGAGAAAGUGGACAACAGUAAUAAGUAAUGUGUGAAAACCCUCACAAAUUUCUAGUCAGCAAUCCUAAAACUCUUCAAGUUUUCUGUGAAGUCCUUCCAGAUCUAAAGGUCUCACCAUACAGGUCCUGCUUGGCUAAAAAUACACAAUGAUCACAUAUGAAAAAUCACCCCUGAAAUGUGAUGCCAAAUUAUGUUAGAUUUGAUUUCAGAAACUCACCAUUUCCUUUCAAAGUAAGCAUGCUCUAACAGUUAACAGAGGAACUUCCAGGAAACAUUCAGGAGGUAUCACUUAUCUUUAUAGAACUUAAAUACUUGAAUAUUCAAAUUUAAGACACUGUAGACCCUAAGAUAUUUCUGAUGGUGCAUUACUCAAAGGCUUAUAUGGCCCCCUUCAUAAAGAUCACUCAGAUAUACAGGUGCACAUAGAUGUUUUACAGCUCUCAUUAAAAAACCAAACAUUACAUUAAAUUUAAUC